Molecule: messenger RNA, 2732 nt
Organism: Blastomyces gilchristii SLH14081
Lineage: Eukaryota; Fungi; Ascomycota; Eurotiomycetes; Onygenales; Ajellomycetaceae
Product: ribosome biogenesis protein BRX1
Exons: 2
Coding region: 126-1277 (383 amino acids)
Biological process (GO): rRNA processing; ribosomal large subunit assembly
Cellular component (GO): nucleolus
Molecular function (GO): rRNA binding
Source: RefSeq, a predicted model, not a curated record
GCGAAAAAUAUUAAUCGCGAGGAGACAUAUCCAAUCUCGAUGAACUGGGCGAGUUUGUGUAUUCCGUCUCAUUGACAAUCCUUCUUUUCAUUUGAAUUUUAGUUGUAUAAGGCCCUUUUUUCACAAUGUCUUCCGUAUACAAGUCCCUGUCCAAAAAGAAAAACCAAGCAUCCGUCACCCGCGAGGAUAUGGAGGACGCCGAUGUCUCCAUGCACGAUCUGUCAGAUGACCUGGAUGAGACAAGCGAUAGCGAUGACUACGAAGAUGAGGAUGAACAGAAUGAGCAGAAUGGGUUUGAAGGUGGUGUAGCGACUAAGUCGCAAUCGUUACCAUCAGGAUUCAUGCCUAAAACUCGAGUGCUUAUGCUAACUUCGAGAGGAGUUACACAUCGGCACCGCCACCUUCUCUCAGACCUCACCUCCCUCCUCCCACACACACACAAAGAGAGCAAGCUCGACACUAAAAAGAAAACGGCCGGCUACAAUUUCCUCCUCAACUCUCUUGCAGACCUCCACUCGUGCAACGUAAUCUUCUUCCUCGAAGCCAAGAAGCGCGGCCAGGACCUCUACCUCUGGCUCUCACGACCACCAAAUGGCCCCACCAUAAAAUUCUCCGUGAGCAGUCUUCACACGAUGGGCGAGAUGGGAACCGGGUUCUCUGGCAACUGCCUCAAAGGCGGACGCGGGGUGGUUGUGUUUGAUAAGACAUUCGACGAGGCGGCUGUGAUGCGGAGUGGGAAUGAAUACAGGGGUCUCGUACGAGAGAUGUUGCGGAGUGUAUUCAGCGUACCGAAACGCGGGGUGCGGGGCAUGAAGCCGUUCAUAGAUCGGAUCAUCGGCGUGUUUGGCGUUGACGGGAAAAUAUGGAUACGGGUGUUUGAGAUUCGCGAGUCGGAGGGCGGGGCUGUUGCUGCCACGAAGACAAAAGAUGGCGAAGCUGAGGAAGAUGAUGCGGAGAAAGCAAAGCCGAAGCCCAAGCGAGGUGGCAAGGGUGGUGCUCCCGAUAUCACUCUGGUCGAGAUCGGCCCGCGCUUCGUACUGACGCCCAUUGUGAUACUGGAGGGAAGUUUCGGGGGGCCCGUCAUCUACGAAAAUAAGGAGUUCGUCAGUCCCAACCAGGUGCGUCGGGAAAUACGGCUACGGAAGGCGUCCCGGUUCGCGACAAGGCAAGUUAGGCAGACCGAUAGAACGGUCAAGAAGAGUGGACUAGGGCUUACGACGGAAGGGCGGGGAAAUAGGAGGCGGGAUCCUUUGGAGACGAAGGAAGUGUUUGGAUGAUUUAUGGAUUAGCGGAGGUAUGAUUUUGUCCAAUUGUUAGAGCUAUUUGCGUUCAUAUAUUUCUUGCGUCCUUCAUUUUCCUUCGUUUUCCUUUAGUCCUGGUGAUCAGGCGGGUGGGAAUGUGUUAUCUUAUAUAUAUAGACAUCAGUGCCACUUGUCCUUAAUAUUUGGGCUAUUUACAAUGAAAAAUGUGGCCUGCCAGAAACCAAAGAGUGUCUGGAACAAAAUAAUCCUUGAAUUUGGCGUUUAGAUUCCCAAUAGCCCCCGAACUUUUUGCAAGAAAGCCUAUGAUAUAAAGUUAAAGUAUUAAUAAGUCACACAAUUUUGUAAUCCGGAUCCAAUCCAGACCGAUGGUAUAACCCUGAUUACGGGGAAUUUGGAUUUCUAAUAUAUUUAACUGCUAGAGUGUUGCAAGAACCCACAACAUCAAACAACAACAAUAAUUCUUGAAUAUAGAUGUAUUCGGUAGAAAAUUCAUUCUAAUGUACACACGUUAAUGCCCAUAGAUAAGGCAUCCCUCUGCAUUUUUUACAGCCCGGUUAAAAAGAAGGUUCACAUUUUGUAUUCAACCGCUCAGUAUCAGCUUCUGGCUUCGCACCCAUUGAUUCAAUCUCCUGGAGGUGGAAGCUCUAGUUAAACCCUCUGUAGUUCUGCCCUCUCACAUCACGUCUCAUCCAACUCUCUAAUAAGUUUUCAAUCUCAACCUCAGCUAUAAUAACAAGGUGAAACGCCCAUUGACUCUUGUUCAAUACUCCCACAUUAACCCGCCCCCCCGCCCCUACCCCAAAUUUACCAACCACGACUAAACUCCAAUCAUAAGCUACUCACACGCAAAUCCCUCCACAAUCAGCUCCCCCAUAGUUUGGAUCGCAUGUAUCCCUUGGGUCAUCGUAACACUUCUUCCCUCGGGGGCAUUGGAUGCCAGCAAACCCGCCACAGAACCGAGGUUUAAUGCAGAUGCCAGAAAUAUCGCAAGCCAUACCACAACCGGGCUUGCGCGGGUCGUCGAUGCAGAUGAAGUCCAAGGGGCAGGGCUUGGGAUUUAUGCCAUGGUCGCCGCAAGGCUGGUAUUGUCGCGGCGGGGUACGGUAUGCGGAGACGGCGGCGAGCAGGAAGGCAAGAAUGGCGAUCGGGCUCAUCUUGGAGGCGUUUCUUUUAUCUUUCUUUUUUAUGUGUUCUCAGUUGAAUCCUCGCAAGAAGCUAAAACUGACAGGUUGUGGAAGAGAUUGUCCCUGGAAAUGGAGAGGCCAAUUUGACGAAGCUUGUUCAAUCAGCUAGGGAAAAAAGGGGCUGGGCCAAAGAGAGCAUUAAAGAUGUCGAUAUGUCGAGAUUUGAACUGGGCAAGCAAGGCAGGGCCGGAAGCAUACCAUGAGUAUUUAUAUUUUCCUAUCUUUUAUGGUAGAAUGCACAGCCCAGUAUAGAUUUCCCGAGUCAUUCACCAUUUCAAAGUUUGCA